CUUUCUUUCUUUCUUUCUUUUUCUUUCUUUCUUUCUUUCUUUCUUUCUUUCUUUCUUUCUUUCUUUCUUUCUUUCUUUCUUCCAACCCCUCUCCUGCCGCCUGCCCAACCCCUCGCCCUGGCUGCCUGUUGGCUGCUCAAGAGGCAGGGAUGGGGCUCCACCCAGGGGGUCUUCCCCCCUUACCUCCCAACCCCGGGGGCCAAGCGGUCGCCCGCCCCCCAGGAGAUGCAGAGCAAAGGUGACCCCGUUGAGACCAUGGUGUUGCCCGUCCCCGGGGAGCCGGGCGAGAACCUGCGUCGGCUGCGGCUGCGGAAAGUCUUGCUGGGGGAAGAGCGGAAGCUGGCCGGGUGGGCGCUGGGCACUGCCCUCUUGGGCAUCCUGCUGAUGGUUUUGCACACUGAGCUGGCCUGGUUCGGACACUGCCAGUGGUUUGCCUAUUCUUUCUUGGUGAAGUGCCUUAUCAGCCUCUCCACAGCUGGUCUACUCAUACUUAUCCUGGCCUUUCACAUCAAAGAGAUCCAGCUUUUCAUGCUGGACAACUCCCUGGGCGACUGGCAGAUCGCAGUCAGCACCUCCAAGCUGGGUUUCCUGGCUGUGGAGCUCUUGGCCUGCUCCCUUCAUCCCUUCCCCCUGGGAGAUUCCCCCUGCCUGGACCCGAAACCCAUCAGGACAUUUGUCUUCCUCUCUGACACCGACAUGAUCCUGUCCCUGCUCAUGUUCCUCCGGCUCUAUCUGGUGCCUCGGGCCGUCCUCUUGCGGAGCAGCGUGCUGGGCGACGCCUCCUACCGCAGCAUUGGCUCCCUCAACAAGAUCCAUUUCCAGUACCCCUUCGUGCUGCGGGUGAUGGUGAACAGCCAGCCGGGACGGGUGCUGCUCAUCUUCACCGUGGGCCUCUGGAUCAUCGCCUUUUGGGUGCUGUCUGUCUGCGAAAGACAGCACAUGGACGAUGAAGACUACCUGGGCAGAACAGUUUGGUUGAUUCCCAUCACAUUCCUAACCAUUGGCUAUGGGGAUGUGGUGCCGGUAACAGUGUGCGGCAAGAUGGUGUGUUUGUUUACUGGUGUUAUGGGGGUCGGCUGUACUGCCCUUCUGGUGGCCGUGGCUGCUGAUAAGCUGGAGUUCAACCGGGCCGAGAAGCACGUCCACAACUUCAUGAUGGACAUCCGGUGCAGCAAAGAGAUGAAAUGUUCAGCUGCCAAUGUGCUGCAGGAGGCUUGGUUGCUAUACAAGCACACGAAGAGGAAGGAUGGGCGAAGAGCGCGCCAACACCAUCGAAAACUGCUGUCGGCCAUCUGCACGUUCCGGCAAGUUCGGGUGAAACACCGGGGGAUUCGUGAUCAAGUGAAUGCAAUGGUGGAUGUUUCGAAGAUGCAAAUGAUCAUGUAUGACCUCAGCUCCAGCCUUAGCAACUCUCACCGGGAGCUGGAGAAGCGGAUCGAGGCCUUGGACAGCAAACUGGAUGAGACCAUGAAGCUGCUCUCAGCCCUUGUGGAGUCCAAGCAGCAGCAGCAGCAGCAGCAGGAGGCCCCGUGACCCCCCACAACAGCAAGGCCAACAAGCUAUCAACCGAGAUAAUUUUUGAUCUCAGGAGUUUGGACCAUCCGCCCAGCAAGGAAGCUUCAGGCCAAAAGACUUUUUAUGAUGGACUUUGUGGUAGAGUGGAGGGUAGGAAAAUGAAUGGACUCUACUCCCACCUUGUGGCAGAGGUGAAUCACUACAGGUUUUUCCAAAAAUUUUUUUUAAAAAAACAAGCUUCUUUAACAUACUGCAAAUAGAUUGAAAAGGACGGCAAAAGCAGCGCUUGGGACUUUUGACUCUGUGUUGAAAGCUUCAGAAUGCACGUCCAGAGAUCGACGGCAUCUUGCAAGAAGCAUUCUGGAUGCAGACCAGAAGAUGGAACGUUCACUUUGCCCCACACUUUGGGAGGGUUUCAGUUUUAAAUUAUGGGAGAGGCAUGAAAUAAUGCGCUUGAGCGAAAGGAACCCUGCGGUGGCAUUCAAGAUGGGAUCGGAAACCGCAGGAAGCAACCGGUGGAUUGUCACACACCGUCUGUAUGAUAUGGGUGGGAGCAAGAGGCCUAAAUACAGGCUUCUGAACAACCAUUUGUCUAGUCACCUAUGGCAUGUAACAGUUGCCUCUAGGCGACCAAGCAGGGAAUGUUGUUUGUACCGACUGACAAGCGUUUUUAAAAAUAAUUUAGGCACUAAUUAAUAAUGUAGUUACACAAGGGUAGGAAGAUGAAGAUCCAUGGGGUAUAACUCUGGAAUUAGUAAAGUCUAUGCAAGUUUAGGUCGCCAAGGGUCGAGAACGACUGAAUGGAUAACACCAUCAUCAUGCAAGCGUGCUCUUAAGUGAAUGCUGCAUGGGGUGGGACAGAGUGCCUUAAACCAUACCAAGUGCAAAGCAAUUAGAUAGUGAUUACAGGGCAUCUGAGACCAGAAGCAUGAAGUUCUCCACACUGCCAAGCCAUUGAUAGAAGACCUAUGGCACGGGUGCAGAAUUUAUUUCGAGCCCUCGGUGCUUUACACACAGAGUUC
This is a messenger RNA of Sphaerodactylus townsendi, 2537 nucleotides long. RefSeq names its product potassium calcium-activated channel subfamily N member 4 (gene KCNN4). The transcript has 9 exons. NCBI's taxonomy places the organism in Eukaryota, Metazoa, Chordata, Lepidosauria, Squamata, Sphaerodactylidae. The coding region runs from base 226 to 1533 and encodes 435 amino acids. Gene Ontology annotation, cellular component: plasma membrane; neuron projection; neuronal cell body. Gene Ontology annotation, molecular function: small conductance calcium-activated potassium channel activity; intermediate conductance calcium-activated potassium channel activity; calmodulin binding. Gene Ontology annotation, biological process: potassium ion transmembrane transport. The record is from RefSeq and is a predicted model, not a curated record.